UUCCAAUUCCGCGGUGUUCUGUAGUCGACGGAGCCGAUAUUGUUUAACAGCCUUUAAAUGGCCAAAAACCAUAAGAAGAGCGCCUCUGGCGCUAAGCCGUCGGGCAAUCCGUCCGUUCAGUUUGCCGACGAACCAGUGACCACCGACGCACGUUUUACCCGGGUCUAUUCCGAUCCUCGCUUCAUAAAACCCCGCAAAGAUGCCACUAAGGUUACAAUUGAUAGCCGAUUCUCGAAGAUGCUCAAGAGUGAGGAAUUUGGAACUGGGAUUGCGGCCCCGCGGGUUGACAAAUACGGUAGGCCAACAAAGAAAACAGCCAGCAAGGAUCUCGAGCGGUUCUACAAACUCGACGAAGAGGAGAAGGGGACAAUUGAUCAGGAUAGCGAGAGUCUAAGUACCUCAGAAGUUGAUGAAUCUAUGGAGGAAGAGUACAAUGCUGUUGUUGCUGGAUAUGAUCUUGCGCGUGGCGAGGGAUUGGUAGAGUCAGAUUCAGAUGAUGAUUCAUAUGAAGACAUUGAAGCGGAGGAUGGAGUUGAAGACGCUAUUGAAGUGGGCCCUUACGCAGAGGAGAAUGUUCCAACGGGCGACGAAACCUACAGGUUCGCCGUUGUAAACUUAGAUUGGGACCACGUCAAGGCGAAAGACUUAUUCAAAGUCUUUGAUGCUUUCAAGCCGGCUCAAGGGGCCAUAAAGUCCGUAAAAAUCUACCCAUCUGAGUUUGGCAAGGAAAGGCUGGAACGAGAAGCACGGGAAGGGCCUCCGGCCGACAUUUUCGGAUCUCCGGCAGGGGACGAUGUACUGCAGCCAUUGAUUCGAGCGGAGGACGGAACUGAGGAUUACGACAAUAUCAAGCUGCGCAAAUACCAAAUGGAAAGAUUGAAGUACUAUUAUGCAGUGGUUGAAUGUGACUCUGUGGAAACGGCACGAACUAUUUAUAAAACUUGCGAUGGCACCGAGUAUGAGAAAUCUGCGAAUUUCUUUGACUUACGGUACAUCCCGACUGGAAUGGACUUUGACGAUAGUCCAAGUGACGAGGCAUAUGACGUGCCAGCGGCAUAUCAACCAAAAGAUUUCGUCACCCAAGCGCUGCAGCAUUCCAAUGUCAAACUUACUUGGGAUGAAGAUGACGACGAUCGUGUCCGAAUCACGCGAAGGAAAUUUACCAAAAACGACCUGCAAGAUAUGGAUUUCAAAGCGUAUCUGGCGUCCGCGUCUGAGGACGAGGAAUCAGACGACAACGCCCAAUCCUUAAGGGCCAAGUAUCAGGCUCUGCUGCAAGGGAAUACAGAUGGCAAUCGUGAUGCUUUUGGUAAUAAGGAAACAGAAGAGGAAUUGGAGAUUACAUUUGCGCCUGGGCUAAGUGAAAAGGCUGCAGCAUUAUUGGAGAAAAAGAAGGAGAGACAGGCGCAGAAGGACGAGACGGUAUUUGAACAAUACUUGCGUAAGCGAAAAGAGAAGCGGAAGGCCAAGAAAACUGCCCAAAAGGAGAUGGAUGAUGAGCCAUUAGUGUCUUCGGGUGACGAAGAAAUAGACAUGGAUGAUCCAUUCUUCAGUGAGGAGUUUGGUUCUGAAUAUCAACCGAAAGUGUCGGACACAAGCGAAAGAAAGCAGACGAAGAAAGCACUCAAAAGCAGAAAACCUAGUGCGGAUGACGUGAAAUCCAAGGCGGAGCUUGAAUUGCUAAUGUUGCAAGAUGAGGGCGGACCUAACUCUCGACAUUUUGACAUGAAAGAAGUGAUAAAGGAAGAAAAAGGCCAAAAGAAGAAGAAGGGCCGUAAACCGAAGAAGGAACGUCGGGAGGGUGGUGUGCAGGAUGGGUUUGAGAUUGAUAUCAAGGAUCCCCGAUUUGCGAGCGUGCUAGAAAGUCAUCAUUUUGCCAUUGAUCCCACUAAUCCUCAAUUCAAGAAAACACAAGCCAUGGAGAAAGUCUUGCAGGAGCGCCGCAAGCGCCGUGACAUGAAGGAGGACGGUCAGACUAUACCACAAAAUAGAGCCCAGAAAGCGAAAAAUGUAUCUGAAGAGCAGACACGCCCGGGUUCAUCAAAUCUGUCGCUAUUGGUGGAGUCGGUGAAACGAAAAAGCGCAGCUGCGAUAGGUGAUCGCAGUCUCAAAGGCAAAAGACAGAAAGUAGCGCCAGUAUCAAGUUGAUAGUAGAAACUCGGUAGUUUAGAGGGUUUAUCUACUUCCUGUUGGAUAUGUCUCUCUUUUAUGUACAGAUAGCAAACAGGUUCCCAUAGUGCACCAACCAGGCAGGAACGGAAAGCAUUUCUGAACGUCCCUGGUCAGAUUAUAAAACAGUUGGACUUCAGAUCACAGAUCGUCAUCGUCCUCUUCGUCCUCCAGAUCA
Messenger RNA from Spizellomyces punctatus DAOM BR117, 2347 nucleotides. RefSeq names its product pre-rRNA-processing protein ESF1. Bases 58 to 2148 code for a protein of 696 amino acids. The transcript has 6 exons. Gene Ontology annotation, cellular component: nucleus. The record is from RefSeq and is a predicted model, not a curated record. Gene Ontology annotation, molecular function: RNA binding. NCBI's taxonomy places the organism in Eukaryota, Fungi, Chytridiomycota, Chytridiomycetes, Spizellomycetales, Spizellomycetaceae. Gene Ontology annotation, biological process: rRNA processing.